AUGUCCGAGAAUGUAAAAUAUUAUUACGAUAUAGUAACGAGCAAAUUAUAUUUUUUUGAUAUUCUGAGUGUUCAAUGGAAAGAAUAUAAUGAAGAUAAUUUUAACGAUGAAUAUGCACAAGGUAAUAAAACAACCAAGGAUAAUGAGAAAGAUGGUGUUGAUAAAUAUUCAUUCUACAACACCAGAAAUGUGCAACAGAAAAUUAAAAAGGGAUAUAAAGAAAUACCUCAUAAAAAAAAAGAUUCUAACAAUCAAUUGUAUGAAUUAACUAAUAAUGUUUCUAAUAAAAUUAUGAGAGGUGGUAAUAAUCUUAUAAAGAAAUUAAAAGAAUCACUUAAUAUUUCUGAUCCAUCAAAUUCACAAAAAGAUUCCUCAUAUGUAAAUGAACAAAGUCAAAAGGUAAUUAAAGAAACAAAUGAUCAUAUUUAUCCUUCUCAAGGUGAUAUAAGAAAUUAUAAUAAUGAAAACAAGGUAGAAUAUGAUGACUCAUUAUAUAAUUAUUAUGAGGAGGAGGAAGAAGAAGAAGAAGAUAAGGAUAAUGAAGAAGAAUUUAUUAAUAAUAAUAAUAGUAAAACGAAAGAAGAAGAUGGAGAAUAUCAAAAUAAUGUUAAUAAUAAUGAUAAUCAUACUUAUGAUUAUAAUAAUAUAUCAAAUAGUUAUACAGAUGAAUAUGAACAAUACAAUGAUAAUGUAUAUAAUGAAUCUGGAAAUUAUGAAAUAAACGAUAAAAAUUAUUAUGAUGAAAAUAUGAAUUAUUACGAAGACCCUGAGCAUUAUGAUACAGAUGAUAAAAACGAUUAUGAAGAAAAUGGAUAUUAUUAUGAACAGGACAUGAAACAUUAUAAUAAAGAAAAUAAUUAUGAAUACGACGAAACAGAAAAAUAUAAUAAUAAUAAUAAUAAUAAUAAUGAUAAUAUCCCUUCAAGUAAUAAGGGUAAACAAUCCGAUUCUAAGGAUAAACAAAAUAGCAAAGAAAUUUUUUAUAAUUAUGAAAAACAACAUUUAGAAAGUACUACUCCAUAUGAUAAGAUUUAUUUAAAUGAAAAAAAAGAAGAUACAUAUGGUUAUUCACCAGUAAUAGAAAAUAAUGAAGAAUAUAUAAAAGAUACAGAAGAUGAGGAAAAUAAAAAUAUAUUAAAAGAACAUAAUGAUAGUAAACUUCUUAAAAAAUUAAAUAAGGAAGAAGUAAAAAAAAAAAAUUCUGCAUAUUCACGUUAUUCUAGUCAUAGUUCAUGUGGUUCAAAUAAAUUAAGUGAACGUAUAAAUAGUCUAAUAAAUCAAUCAUAUAGUAUUCAUUCACUUACACCUCAACAUCGUAGUUAUAUGACAAAGAGUAGCUAUUAUCAUAGUAAUCAUUAUUAUAGUAAUAAUUCUUUAUCAAAAAGAGGUAGUUCCAAUUUAAUAGACAAUUUAUUAAGUCAUAGUGGAACAAAAUCAGACAAUUUUCAGUCUUUCAACGAUACAGAAAAUAACGAUGGAAAAGAUAAUAAUACAGAAGAAGGAAUAAUGCAUAAGAAAACUUCAAAAGUUAAUUUUGAAGAAGUAAAUGAUUCAAAAGAACAAAACAUUGAUCAAGAUAAAAAAGUAUAUAAGGAAAAUGAAGAAUCUAACGUAAAUAAUGAAACUAAUGAUACAUCUGAAAUACCAUUUGUACGUAGAGCAACCAGAACACUUACUUUUAAAAACCAAGGGGGGUUAACUGGAUGCUUAAAAACAGUUCAUAAGAAAAAACAAGAAUUAAUGUCAUCGUCACCAAAUGGUGUUAGCGAUAUAGAUAUAAAAAUUGCAAACCUUAAAAGAAGAGCAAGGGAAUUAGCUCAAAGAUAUAAAUCCAAAGAAUAUUCAAAUCAUGAUCAAGAAAAAACUAAAAAUAUGAAAACAAAAUUUGAAGAAAUAGUUUAUCAAGCACAAAAGCAAAAAAGAGAAUUGCAGCAAGUGCAAAAUACAUCAUGUGAUUAA
Molecule: messenger RNA, 1959 nt
Organism: Plasmodium adleri (nom. inval.)
Lineage: Eukaryota; Apicomplexa; Aconoidasida; Haemosporida; Plasmodiidae
Product: conserved Plasmodium protein, unknown function
Exons: 1
Coding region: 1-1959 (652 amino acids)
Source: RefSeq, a predicted model, not a curated record